Messenger RNA from Penicillium antarcticum, 738 nucleotides. RefSeq lists its product as uncharacterized. Lineage: Eukaryota; Fungi; Ascomycota; Eurotiomycetes; Eurotiales; Aspergillaceae. The record is from RefSeq and is a predicted model, not a curated record. Bases 1 to 738 code for a protein of 245 amino acids. The transcript is spliced from 2 exons.
AUGCGUUACUUCAUCACUGCCACAGUCCUCAUCGGCGCCGUGGCUGCCCAAACCACUAGCGACGUCGUGUCCUGCAUCGAAUCGGCCAUCGCUAACGGAGACACCUCAUUCUCCGACUGUGACGGCAAGUCCGCCCAAGAUUGCGCCUGCAGCAACAGCGAUGCAUUCUCCGCCCUAAGCAACUCAACAGAGGCAUGCACAGGCAUCGACCUAAGCAAACUGACUGACAGCCUCUGCGCAGACACCUCAAGCCGCGAGGCCACCCCGUUCCGCCACGCCAGCGCACCAAUGGAGCGCGUGCAAGCGCCCAACGCGCACAUGAACAUGAACGAGAAGCGCGCCUACGCACCCGCCGAGCCAGCCAUGCCCCGCGUCGUCUAUGUGACUGAAACUCGCACCGAGUGCAGCUGCAAGGCAACUCCCACACCCAGCGACCCCAUGGCUCACAUCUCGCAGAUCCCUGUUGAUGUGCCGGCCAGCUCGAGCAUGGGUGCUAUGAUGGCUGCUUCUUCCGGUGCUAUGCCUUCUGCUUCUUACUCGCACGGCAUGAUGGUUAAUGCUGCUUCUUCGUCUGUUGUCUUUGGAUCGCAGGCUUCUGCUGCUACGCCGUCGCCUUCUGGUGUUGACGCCAACCGUUUCAACUCUUUCCAGGGUGCUGGUACUAAGAGUGUUUCCGUGCACGGUGGUGUUGCUGCUCUUGGUGUUGCUGCUGUUAUGGCUCUUAUGGCUGCUUUGUAA